AUGUCGGAGGAUCAGUCAGUUCUGUCAGAUGAUGGGCGAAAUGUCCAUUUUUUCGACGGUUUGACGGGUGACAUGCUAGGUGGGCUGUUUCAAAAUGGAUCAGUUACCCAAGCCAACUUUAUCGACAUGCUCAACAUCGUCGUGGUCAUUGUACCACGCCCGCUUCUUGGACCGCCCCCACCUAUUGUGCCGGGCCCACUUACCGUCAACGCGAGGUCCGGGCAAACUCUAUCACAAACCAGCCAACCCCUAACGCCUGGAGAUUACGAUAUCUAUGCCCCUGAUGGCUACUCCAUCGAACUUAGUAAUGAGCCAUUCGUCCGUCGACUCCCUUCCUACAGUGUUAGUGGCCGCGAGGCGGAUUUCAAGAGGAGCGUGCGGGCUAGGGAUGGAAAGUGUGUCUUCACUGGGAUCGUUAACCGUCGCGCUCGUCUGGAUAAAUGGGCAGGCUGGGAGGCGGCCCAUAUAUUCCCUCUCGAGAAGGAAAGCUUUUGGGUUGAAAACAAUUUCGGCCGAUGGAUCACCAAUGCAGACUCGGGAAACCAUCCUGCACCCAUCCACUCUAUUCAAAAUGGGUUUCUCCUUCAGUCACACCUGCAUCAGUUAUUUGACGACUACUCGAUUUCGGUGAAUCCAGAUGAGGACUACAAGAUUACUUCUUUUAUUCCCGACGAUGUGGGAGUGGAUGGAAGAACCCUUGACCCUGUGUGUCGAAACCCCGACGACCCGAACCGUGUCUCAGACCACCUCCUUCGCUGGCACUUCAGACAGAGUGUUCUCGGAAAGAUGAGGGGUGCUGGAGAGCCUUCUUUUGAACAUGAUUUCCCACCGCGAUCUGAUACCUUGAAGGAAAUCCUGGAGGGGCCUUUUCCGGUUGAACGAUUUGAAAUGGAACUUUCGUCUAGACUGCGGGGGUGGGAAAAACCUCAGGACUUCGUUCAGUGA
Molecule: messenger RNA, 945 nt
Organism: Penicillium diatomitis
Lineage: Eukaryota; Fungi; Ascomycota; Eurotiomycetes; Eurotiales; Aspergillaceae
Product: HNH endonuclease signature motif containing protein
Exons: 3
Coding region: 1-945 (314 amino acids)
Source: RefSeq, a predicted model, not a curated record